Messenger RNA from Stegodyphus dumicola, 2130 nucleotides. Its product is annotated as troponin T, skeletal muscle-like. NCBI's taxonomy places the organism in Eukaryota, Metazoa, Arthropoda, Arachnida, Araneae, Eresidae. The record is from RefSeq and is a predicted model, not a curated record. Gene Ontology annotation, molecular function: tropomyosin binding. Gene Ontology annotation, cellular component: troponin complex. Gene Ontology annotation, biological process: muscle contraction; regulation of muscle contraction; sarcomere organization.
UUUUUCGCUUUCCUGGCAAACGUCCCACACCAGCUAGAGUUCUUUGGGAAGCGGUGCACGAGGCUUCUGCCCUGUUCUUCUUUCUUCUCUUUGCUGGAUCCGGAAGGCGCUGGGAUUUUCUUGAAGUAAGGUGCCCUCUUAAAACGAGUCCAGGAUUAUUACUUUGUGCCACUUUAUUCGAAGGCAGCCGAUUAGAACCAGUGUAAAUAAUUAUUCAUAAAAUUUCCACAUGGCCGAUGACGACAGAGAAUACAGCUGAAAGAAACUAUCCACCAGAAGCUCGAGUUUUUUGAAGCACCGCUCACGCCUCUAUUAGUUGUACCCAAGCAUAGCUUUGGGGGACUGAAUUUAGACUUUCCUAUCUGAUCAAGCGAAUCCGAAGAGGAGGACGAAGACGUAGGAAGGAAGAAGGCAUCCAGUGGACAAAAAACAGCUCGCGAAGAAUCUCAACCGAAAAUGACUGAGGCCGAAAUUGCAAUGGAGGAGAAGCUGAGGAAGAAGAAGGAAGAAGAUGAAGCCAUGUGGCAAGAAUACAUCGAGCAAUGGAGAAAACAAAGAGCAAAGGAAGAAGAAGAGCUGCGAAAGCUCAAAGAACGCCAGGCGAGACGAAAAGUGACCAGAGCCGAACAAGAAAAACGAAUGAUGGAAUUGAAGAGGAAGCAAGAAGAAGCUAGGCAACGAGAAAUAGAAGAAAAGAAAGCCAGAGAGGCGGAGGCUAAACGAAAACGUUUAGAAGAAGCUGAAAAGAAAAGGCAAGCCAUGUUGGAGGAGCAGAGGAAAUUGAAGGAGGGCGUUAAGCCUAACUUUGUCAUUCAAAAGAAAGAAGGUGGAGUUGCUCCUGUAACCGCUGGUCAUCCUGCCGGUUUUGAUAAGAUGAGCCACAUCGAGCAAGCCCGCAGCGAGAUGGGAAAAUCAAAGGAACAACUGGCCGAGGACAAACAAAUUGCUUUGACCUACCGUGUCAAGCCUCUCAAUAUUGAGGGUCUGGGUACCGAGAAGUUGAGGGCGACGGCUGAAGAACUCUGGGCCAAGAUCGUACAAUUAGAGAGCGAGAAGUACGAUUUAGAAGAUAAAAUGAAAAGACAAGAUUACGAUUUAAGGGAAUUGCAAGAGAGGCAGAAACAAAUCAACAGACAGAAAGCUUUGAAGAAAGGCAUAGAUCCUGCAGAAGCAGAAGGAAAAUAUCCGCCAAAAAUUCACGUUGCUAGCAAGUUUGAACGACGUGUUGACAGGAGGACAUAUGUUGACAAGAAAGCUCUGUUCGAUGGUGGCUUGGAACAAACGAUCAAAGAACAGAUGGAGAAGUCCUGGGCCGAACGAAUGAAUAGCUUCAAGGAGAAGGGAACUAAAAAUCUUCCUAAAUGGGAUCCUACCGCUCCAAAAGUAAAGGAAGUUAUUGAACACAGGACAUACGAUGAUGAAGAUGAUAUUUUGGAUUUGGAGCCUCCGAUGUUUGGUUUAUCAGAACCAGAACCAGAGCCGACAAGGAGAGCACCAUCACCACCUCCUCAACAAGAAGAAGAAGAAGAAGAGGAGGAGGAGGAGGAGGAGGAGGAAGACGAAGAGGAAGAGGAGGAGGAAGAAGAAGAAGAAUAAACAUAAUAUCUCCAAAAGCAUUAAAAUUUCCUGGAAAUUCCUGGCGAAUAGGAGUGAUUAGCUGCCUCUUCUACAAAAAAUAUAUGAUGGCUGAAAUCAAGAAAUCCUGGUUAUGACGAAUUUAAAUUUUAAAAGGACUGUGACAAAAGUCAUCACGUCUAUAAAAAACUACAAAAAACAGUUAAAACUCAGAAAAAAUUUCUAUUGAACUCUUUUCUCAGAUCCAUUACCAUACUGAGCGGCAACAGCUCAUCCAUUCCUCAGAACGCGGCUCUGUAUUCAUUUGCUUAUUUUAUUCGCUGUAAAAUAUAUCAGAAAAACAGAUCAUGUAUUGGAAAAUAUAAGGAAAACUUUUGUUUCUUGUUAAUUUUCGUUUUCAACCGCCAAUGAGGUUACUUUUUAACAGUGCAUUCGGUACCUCUCUGCGAUAACUGGUUCAUGUUUAUGUAAUUUUACUGAACCGUGCAUCGUAUGUGGCGUUUGUAUCUGUUAAAUGCAUCCCCAUAUUUAUUAAAGAAUGCAAUGUUUUCUUCA